This is a messenger RNA of Ictalurus punctatus (channel catfish), 4829 nucleotides long. It is a transcript of the gene chl1a, whose product is annotated as cell adhesion molecule L1-like a. The transcript is spliced from 26 exons. Bases 220 to 3624 code for a protein of 1134 amino acids. Lineage: Eukaryota; Metazoa; Chordata; Actinopteri; Siluriformes; Ictaluridae. Gene Ontology annotation, biological process: cell-cell adhesion. Gene Ontology annotation, molecular function: protein binding. The record is from RefSeq and is a predicted model, not a curated record.
UCAGUAGACUGUCAGCAGCUUGUUAUAUGGUAAGUGUGUUCAAUUCUGGGAAAUUUCAUGGCUUUGUUCUUGCUUGUUCACUACAGGAUUAAACAUUGGUGAGAUAUUGCGCAGGUGUCAGGGAGGGAGAAACUGCUAAAGAUCUCUUUUCUCUAAAAGUCUGCAAAGUGUGUUGACUGAGAAGUUGGUGGAAAUCAGUACCCACAUCAGGUUGAUGGGAUGAGGGGACUCAGGGGCUUUGAUGCUGGGCUCCUUUUCAACUUCUUUUCUAUUGCCUUUAGCCUGCAUGUACCUUAUGAGGUGGAGCAGCCACCAACAAUCACAGCUCAAUCUGUAAGAUCUAUUGUUGCUGUGGCAUUUGAUGAUGAUUUCACUUUGACAUGUGAAGCUACAGGGAAUCCAAAACCAGUGUUUUACUGGACUAAAAAUGGCCUGAACUUUAACCCACAUAAUGACUCAAGACUCAAAAUCUUUGAAAACAGUGGAAGUUUUGUUAUUCCAAACAACAAAUACCUUGCAGAAUAUCAGGGUAAAUAUAGAUGCUAUGCAUCCAAUAAACUGGGAGUUGCAGUGUCAGAGGAAACCCAUUUCAUUGUACCUACUCCACCAAAGUUUCCAAAAGAAAUUGUAGAGCCAGCAGUGGUUAAAGAGGGAGAUCCAGUUGUCCUGGAAUGUAAUCCACCAAAAGGCAUUCCACCUUGCUUUCUCUACUGGAUGACUAUUGAUCUUCAACACAUUGAACAGGAUGAGCGAGUGUCCAUGGGCUUGAAUGGGAACUUGUACUUUUCAAACGUGCUAGACAAAGACAGCCGUAGCGACUACUGCUGUUAUGCUUCUUUCCCAAAGAUUCGCACCAUCGUCCAGAAAACUGCCAUGGCUAUUGUGGUCGUGUCCUCAAACUCAACUGGUGAAACAGAUGUCACAAUUUCGGAAAGAAAACCAAAUAUUCUGGUGCCCUCUGGCUAUCUGUCCCAAACAUAUCUGGUGCAAGGACAGGAUCUUGAGAUUGAGUGUAUUGCAGAGGGACUCCCCACACCAAUGACAGAAUGGACCAAGAUUGGAGGGAAGUUGCCAAAACGCACCAACAUGAAGAACCAUGGAAAACGUUUGGUUAUAACAAACGUCACUGAGGAAGAUGGUGGAAAAUACAUGUGCAAGGCAAAGAAUUCUGCUGGUGAAGCAGUUCAUUUCUUCGACAUUACAGUAGAAGAGCCACCACACUGGGUGCAAGAGCCAAUAAAAAGUCAAGUAGUGGCAAUUGGAUCAGAUGUACACAUAAAAUGCCAUGCGUCAGGAAAUCCACCACCCACAAUCACCUGGAUGAGGAAUGGUGAACCGCUCCAAACAUUCCCCUCAUCCCAUAUCAGAGUGCUACAUGACACACUAAUCCUUUACGGAGCACAACAAAAUAACAGUGCAGUAUAUCAGUGUGAGGUCUCCAACAAACAUGGUACUUUACUGAGCAAUGCCAACAUCAUGGUUAUGAAUCUUCCUCCUUUCAUCCUGACACAGAAUUCUAUAAAUUAUGGUGCUGUGUGUGGGAAGAGUGUCAUCAUGGACUGCAAAGUGUUCAGUUCUCCACCUGCUGAUAUCCACUGGAGAAAAGAUGGCCUUGAAGGUUCUGUAGUAGGAGACCGAUUCUUUCUCCAUAAAAAUGGCUCCCUGCAGAUUCACACAACUGAGGUGGAAGACACAGGAAAAUAUACUUGUUUUGCUAAAAACAAGUUUGGCGACUCCUUAAUAAAUGUACAACUUCAUAUAAAAGACCCAACCAAAAUUUUGAUCCCUCCUCAAGAUAUAAAGAUCAACAGAGGGAGUAUGGCAGAGCUUCUGUGCAAGGCACAGUAUGAUCAGUCAGAGCUGAAAAUACUCUGGCAGAAGGAUGGGAAAGAGAUAGAUUCCAACUACACUGAGUAUUCAAGAUUCUACACUGAUGAGGGAAUAUUGCAGAUCAACAAUGUGAGCCACAGAGAUGAAGGGCUGUACACUUGUAUUGCUAGAACAUCUCUUGACCAAGAUACAGCAUCUGCAUAUGUAACUGUGCUAGAUGUCCCUGACCCUCCAGUAAACGUUACAUUAUCAGAUCUGAGAGAUCGUAGUGUGAAGCUUCAUUGGAUGCCUACCAAGGACCAUAACAGCCACAUAACAGAGUACCUCAUCGAAUUUGAGGAGAACCACUGGGAGCCAGGCAAGUGGAGGCCAUUGCUACGAGUAUCAGGCCACAAGAACUCUGCUCCACUCUCAUUAUAUGGACACAUUAACUACCAGUUCAGAGUCAGUGCUGUCAAUGCCAUAGGCAGAGGUCAUCCCAGCAAACCCUCUGAGAGAUAUAAAACUCCUCCUGCUGCCCCAGAUAGGAAUCCAGGAAACAUAAAGAUUGAGGGUCAUUCGCCUCAUCAGAUGGACAUUACUUGGGAGCCUUUGAAGCCUAUUGAACACAAUGGACCUGGCCUAGAGUACAAGCUUAGCUACAGACAGAUGGGUGUUGAGGAAAGCUGGACAGAGAAGAUGAUGAAGAGGCAUUCUUUUGUCGUGACAGGCACCCCGACGUUUGUUCCUUAUGAGGUUAAGAUCCAGGCCCACAAUAAUCAUGGUUGGGCAGUGGAACCCAUUGUGGUGAUUGGAUAUUCUGGAGAAGAUUUGCCAAUUGCAGCUCCUGAGAAUGUGCAUGUAGAGGUGUUCAACUCCACGAUGCUGCAUGUCAGCUGGUCUCCUGUCCAACAGGCCCAGCUCAGAGGCCAUCUUGAAGGCUACAGUGUGCAUUGCUGGAGAACACAAAGCCUGUUGACUUCUGCAGAAGUUCCUGCUGAGAAGCAGUUUCUGAACCUCCCAGGAAAUCAGAGUCACACCAUAGUGCCUGGGCUGAAGCCUUUCUCCCAAUACCGUCUCACUGUCAAUGUCUUUAACAAGAAGGGCAAUGGUCCCAGCAGCACGCCGCUCACCUUCACAACACCACAGGGAGUUCCUGAAAGCCCCCCUAUACUCAGAGCUACAAACCCUCAGGAUAACUCCAUCACACUGGUGUGGGCUCCACCACUUGAGGCCAAUGGUGUUCUCACAGGAUACAAGCUGCAGUACCAGAUAUUCAAUGAUACAUCGGAUGUUGGUGAAGUAUACAGAGUAAACAUCAGUGGACCAGACACUACACAGUGGGUUCUAAAUGAUCUGGACACAGCAAGCCUCUACAAGUUCUCUCUGAGUGCUUGUACACUUGUGGGCUGUGGACCAGCUAUCAUUGAAGAGGGUGUCACUAUUUCUGCAGCACAUGCAGCAGGUGUACAUGAGAGAAUUUCAUCUAAAAGCUGGUUCAUCGGAAUCAUGUGUGCAGUGGCAUUGCUCACUCUGGUAGCUCUAAUUGCCUGCUUCGUGACCAAGAACAAAGCUGGAAAGUAUGCAGUGAAAGAGAACGAAGAAGUACGACCACAUCUGGAGUUUAAAGGCAUGAAUGAUGAGACUUCCUGUGAAUACAGUGACAGUGAUAGAAAGCCUCUUAAGAACAGCCAGCAUACACUAGUGGGAGACAUCAAAGAAGACAGCAGAAGCAUGGACAGCUCAGAUGACUAUGGGAAUGAGGACUGCGAGUUCAGUGAGGACGGAUCUUUCAUUGGUGAAUAUGUUGGCUAGAAACAAAGGGUAUCCAUGGACUUGACAGUUUGAGAUGCUGUUUCAUCUUUUAUACUAUUAAAUGAGUGAAAGUCUGUGUGUAAUUUAAAGAUGCAAAUGGGUGUAUAUUAAGAAUCUGAGUGUGUGUGAAUGCUCACUUGUUUAAUUAACAUUGCAAAACACACUGGCUUAAUAUCAUAUGACAAACUAAGUUUCUUUUUCACUUCAAAACUACCUAUGUUCAAUGUUCAACAACUGGGUGGAUUUUUAAAAACUGGCCAUGGCCCCACCCAGUUCCCUGGGUAAGCUCCAGGCUCCACCAUGACCCUGUGUAGGAUGAGCAGUAUGGAAAAUGGAUGGAUGGAUGGAUGUCCAUGGCCCCUCACUGACUCGAUCAUGUCAUGACAGUAAAUCUUUUAUUAGAUGCCAUGAACCUGGUAUGCAUGGGCACAAAAAUGUCCUCUCAAAAAGUCAUAACGAGGUAUGGAUCCUAUGAGCAAAUGAGUUUCCUUUGAUGUUGAUGCAAUAGAUAACAUAAGUAUUUCUGAUUCUUACAUAAAUCUGAAAACCUGAUACAUUUCUACUCAAAUAAAAUCAACAUAUACACUGCCAGUGGAAUAAAAGGGAAUCCUUAUGAAAACAUUUAAAAUAAAGUGAUGACCCAUGCUUUAGUUUUGCAUGGCCGUAUUUAAUUUUUAACAUACAAAAACAAUCUUUAAUCUUAGUCUUGGCAGUUUUCUUGUAUUGCAGUUUAUGCCUACCUCUAUCUGAUGUCUUAAACUAUGUGUCUGAAUUUUACUGUACAUAAUUUAUGUAAUUUUUUCUUCUUCUUGUUUUCAGUGAAUAAUUUUUUGUUAGCACAUUUUUUUUUACUUGUCAAUACUAUUAUUCAUACUGAAGUUUCAAUGUUUGAUCAGAAUAUUCUACAGAGUAAAAUGCAUAAAUAUAUGAAACCUAGAUGCUGCAUUAUCCACUGUUGCUAACUAAUUUAUCUACUUUCAUACAGUAACUUUCUGACAUGUUAGAAGAGCAAAAAUCUCUUGUAAGCCAGUGUAAGUAUUUGGAGAGAUGUGGGUCUAACCAGAUAAUGUAUGUUCAACAAAAUUUGCUUUAUUUUAUUUUUUUUUACAGAUGCAUUUAUAUAAAGGUGUAAAUAUAUUGUGGGACAGCCUGCCUUAAUUCUUUCAUAAAGACCCUCAUAAAAUAAAAACAUACAUGAUCUCUGA